Molecule: messenger RNA, 2777 nt
Organism: Onychostoma macrolepis
Lineage: Eukaryota; Metazoa; Chordata; Actinopteri; Cypriniformes; Cyprinidae
Product: myeloid-associated differentiation marker-like protein 2
Exons: 1
Coding region: 795-1706 (303 amino acids)
Cellular component (GO): membrane
Source: RefSeq, a predicted model, not a curated record
UUGACGCGGACAUUUGGAUUCCCACCCCAUUCCACAGUGGAAUAUAGGGCUCUAUUUAUAGAGCUGGUGGAGCCCGUGGCCCUGAGCUCGGCAGAACACACUCAUUAAAACUGCUUUCCCUAGUACACUUCAACUCAAAGCCCAGCACACGCCAGUGUGUGUGAGAGUGGAAACCGUGCUAGAGAGAGUAAGAGAUCUAAAUUAAUCCGUGUUAAAAGAAGAAGAAAGUUUGAAGAAAGUUGGGAACCUGAUUCCAUUGCAUGUGGGAUAUUUACUGGAUCUUGCUAAGCUUGUUAUGAAGAGACACUUCAGCUAAAGCAGCAUCUUGAAGGUGACAUUCGACUUGCGUGGAACUUCCAGUGGUCACGAUCGACUGACAAAUACCACAGAACAAGACCUGCGAGGACAAGGUGACUAUGUAAAGACCCAAGAUCUAAGGUGUCGUAGAGAGCCAUCGACUGGAAUUCGGAACUUUAUGUAAAUAACAGCAAUGAUUUGAAUUUAAAAGUCAAUUCUCUUAUGGUCAUUCUAUUGCUUUUGCUAUAGUUUGCUGGAUAGUCUUUUGUCUUCAAGUUCCUCUUCACUCACAGACAGCGAGAACAUCCAGAGUUUUUAACUGUAAUCCGAUCCCACACACUCUCCAGUAAUUAUAAAGCAGAGUUGGGAAGCAGUAAAGGAGAUUUGUCAUUAAGGCUGCCUAAAUAAAGAGGCAGGCAAAGGGCGAGGUUUGUGGAUUGGGCCGUGGAGGUGCAGCGACACUCAUCUGAUUCAUACAGAUCCACCCAAAGCUUCCCAUGGACCCCCAAGGAGGUCAUUAUCUAAACAAGGCAGCAGUGCUGUCUGGAGUCGGCGCUGCCCGGAUGUGCCAGCUGCUUCUGGGUUGCACCACCAUGGCCUUGGUGGCCCACAGUGCGGGAUUCAGCGCCACCUACGGGACCUACUGCAUGUUCGUCUGGUGCUUCUGCUUUGCCGUCACACUGGUGGUCUUCACUCUGGACGUGACGAGGCUACAUGGGUGUAUGCCCAUCUCUUGGGACAACUUCACUGUGGCCUUCGCCAUGUUGGCCACACUUAUGUAUGUCACGGCGUCAAUAGUCUACCCCGUCUACUUCCUCAGAUCCGAGUGCCCAUCUGAGGGCUGCGAGGUGCGCAACUACCGCAUCGCCGUCACCGUCUGCUCCAGCGUCUGCUGCUUCGCUUACGGAGCCGAGGUGUUCAUCACAAGGGCCAAGCCGGGCCACGUGGUUGGCUACAUGGCCACCGUGUCUGGCCUGCUUAAGGUGGUCCAAGCCUUCAUAGCCUGCAUCAUCUUCGGCGCUCUGGCCAAUGACAGUGAAUACAACCGCCACAUCCCUACUCAGUACUGCGUGGUGGUCUACAGCCUGUGCUUCGCUGUAACCGUGGUGGUGGUGGCUCUCACUGUCUCAGGGAGAACGUCUUCACUGCGCUUCCCUUUCGACCGCUUUGUGGUCAUCUACACCUUCCUGGCUAUGCUGCUGUAUCUGAGUGCUGCUGUGGUCUGGCCGGUUUUUAGUUUUGAUAAGAAGUAUGGCACCCCGGGGCGACCAGAAGACUGCCCUAGAGGAAAGUGCCCAUGGGACAGCAAGCUGGUGAUCGCCGUGUUCACUUGUGUCAAUCUGGUGCUGUACUUCACCGAUCUGGUUUACUCUCAAAGGAUACGAUUUGUCUCACAUUCAAAUGCAUAAGAUCAGCUCAUCUCAAGUCCGGUGGACAUAUGAAUACUGGAAACAUGGCUUGAAAAUGUUGUAAUAUACAGCCACGCUAAUAAAAUACGGCUGUGUGUACUUGUAGUACUUUAAAAUAGUCUGGAUUUUUGUAAUUUUUUUUGAUUAGAAUGAAAAUGUUUUGACUUUCCAACUGCAAUUGAUUUUUUUUCUUUGUGUUAAUUAAUAAAGUUGUUACUUUGCUUAGUAGAAUGGAAACAAAGCAAUUUUAGACUUUUUUUUUUUUUUUUUUGUCAAAUUGACUUCUUUGACAAUACCUCUCCGCAAUUCAUUGACACUGUAAGUCUUAAAGGGAUAGUUCACCCAAAAAUGUUAAUUCUGCCAUUGUUUACUCACAUUUGUCAUUUUAAACGACUUUCUUUCUUCUGUGGAACCCAAAGGAAGAUAUCAUGAAAAUGUUGUCAGUUUUGGGGAUUGUAUUGGAAAAAAAAAAAAAAAAAGUAUAUUAUGUUCUACAGAAAGUCAUAGAGUUUGGGGAUAAAGGGAAGUGAGUAAAAGAUGACAGAAAUGUCAUUUUUUGGGUGAACCAUCCCUUUAAGAAUGGUUUUUGUUUGUUGUGAAUUAGAACAUUUAUUGUAUGGCCUACUAUGAGUACAACUUAAAGUGUAAUUUUUAUAACUGAAGUAUGCAUAUAAUGUUAUAUGUCACAACAGCAUUAUUAUUAUUAUUAUUAUUAUUUGAUUACUAAUACGGUAAUGCUUACAUUUGGAAAAUAUAUUUUCUAACACAGUCAGACUUUGUCAGCUGCUUUAUCCAAAAAUGAGAGAUCUGUGACCUCUGACUAGGAGAAGAGAAUAUAGCCACUUGUUUAUGAAUUGUCCAUAUCAUAUUUUAUUUAUUUUAUUGUAAUGUAUUGGAUUGUAUUUUAUUUUAGAAAGCCCUGCAUAUCUGGCCAAUCUACUAAGACUCCAAUAAUAGUUCAGUAUGUUUUUUUUUUGUUGUUGUUGUUUUUUUUAAUAGCAUAUUUUCAAUACAUUUAAAUAAACCAAAAAUAUGUUGGUAAUUAAACUGGAUUCUUUUGUGCCCAGAUCA